AUGUCUACACCAAGCACCGGAGGAAAUGGUUCUAUCCCUGCAGUACGGAAUCAGGUAGAGGUUCAAGUGGGACUAGUAGGGGAUGCGCAGGUCGGGAAGACGUCGUUGAUGGUGAAGUAUGUUCAAAAUAUAUACGAUAAAGAAUACACGCAGACGCUAGGUGUGAACUUUCUAAAAAGAAAAGUUAGCAUACGCUCAACCGAUAUUAUAUUUUCCAUAAUGGAUCUGGGAGGACAGAGGGAGUUCAUUAACAUGCUUCCAAUUGCGACGGUGGGGUCCUCUGUGAUCAUCUUCUUGUUUGAUUUGACGCGUCCGGAAACGCUGAGCUCGAUAAAGGAGUGGUAUAGACAGGCGUAUGGGCUGAAUGACUCGGCAAUCCCCAUUUUAGUGGGCACGAAGUACGAUUUACUCAUAGAUUUAGACCCAGAGUAUCAAGAACAAAUCUCGAGAACGAGUAUGAAAUACGCACAGGUCAUGAAUGCACCGCUGGUGUUUUGUUCUACAGCCAAGUCUAUAAACAUUCAAAAAAUUUUCAAAAUUGCAUUGGCCAAGAUCUUUAAUCUGACGUUGACCAUCCCGGAAAUUAACGAAAUCGGUGAUCCGCUUUUAGUAUAUAAGCACCUAGGUAGCCAGCAACGUCGACAUCAUAGUAGUAGCCAGGAUAGAAAGAGUAAUAACAUGAGAAACUCCUCUUCUUCAUCCUCCUCGAAGGCACCUUCGCCCGGUGUCAACUCAUGA
This is a messenger RNA of Saccharomyces eubayanus, 738 nucleotides long. It is a transcript of the gene TEM1, whose product is annotated as Ras family GTPase TEM1. The record is from RefSeq and is a predicted model, not a curated record. Gene Ontology annotation, biological process: regulation of exit from mitosis. Gene Ontology annotation, cellular component: spindle pole body. The transcript has a single exon. Lineage: Eukaryota; Fungi; Ascomycota; Saccharomycetes; Saccharomycetales; Saccharomycetaceae. The coding region runs from base 1 to 738 and encodes 245 amino acids. Gene Ontology annotation, molecular function: GTP binding; GTPase activity.